AGAAAACGGAAGAACGGGACAUUGAACUAAUAAGUUGAAAAAAAAGAAGAGGAAAGAGGAAAGGGGACCAAAAACCACAUCGGUCAUCGGUCACUCAGCAAGGAACAUGGAACCCACCAACGCGGCCCGUCAGCGCCCCACUCAUCACCCCUCCCCGCCGUCCCAGCCAUCGGGCAGCAGAUCUGCUACUACACUAGCGCACGCCGAGUCCCGAGUGGCCCGUUUUAUCAUUCCAUCCCAUGAAACUUUUCCUCUUCUCCCUCUUCCCACAUCAUCCUCUCAUUCUUUUCCUUGAGUGAGUUGUUGCAUCGCCCAGCAACUCCAGGUCUUCUACAAUCUACCCAAUGGCGCGCCUCACCUCCCUCCUCGGAGCGCUGCUCCUCUCCGUCUCCCUCUUCACACAGCCCCUCCUCGGCGCUUCAACUACCACUACCACAACCACAACCACCGACAACAACAACAACAACAACAACAACAACAACAAGGUCCAAUACUGCCAAACCGGUCUUACUUCAGGAGCAGCCGACUUCUGCCUCUCCCUCUUCUCCCUCCCCAACACCACCACUGCCUCUCACGACAUCUACUUCCACCUUACCAUCACUCGCUGGAACGCAAAUGGAUGGACGGCCAUCGGCACAGGGCAGACCAUGGCAGGAGCCUUGAUGUUUAUCGUCUACGGCGACCCUGUAAACGGUACCGAAAAGGAGCCGGUAGUGAGCGUGCGAACGGUGGAAGGACAUCGUCAACCGCAGUUGAUCGACGAUUUCAGGACAGUAGCUGGGAAGGGAUUCGACGUCCAGGUUCUGGCAUCGAGUUGGAAAGAAGCCGGUACCGUGCCCCCUGCUAGCAAGGAGGAGCAGGGCAAAGUGAAAGCCAAAAGACACGACGACCACGACGAACACCCCAUCAUCCCCGCAGCCGGCACCAAGACGUAUAUCGCCGACGUCUUACUCGCCUGUUACUCCUGUUCCCUGUGGUCAUCCGGUUCCGGGUCCUGGCGGACUUCCAUCUCCGCCACUUCUGCAUCUCAGCCGUUCCUCUGGGCCUGGAACGACCGCCAAGAUUUCAGCGGAACCUUCCCCCGCGAUGCGCAUCUGAAGAUGCACCGCCAUCACGGCUCCGAGACAGGCGGAUACGGCUUUUUCUGGGCCGACAUGACGCGCUCCAUCCUCGGCAGCAGCGGCAGCAACUACUUGGGAAAGCCGACCGUCGACGACCUGCUCAAGAUCCUAGCCAUCGUCCCCGAUACCAACCUCCUCGGCACCUCCACUAAACCCCUCUCCGCCUCGGGUUGGCUUGAUAAAGUAACCGCCAACCCCCUCCCCAAAACGCACGCCUUCUUCAUGACCGUUGCCUUCCUCAUCCUCUUCCCCCUCGGUGUCAUCUUGAUCCGCUCCUCCGGCAACGCCUUCCAGAAACAUUGGCUUGUGCAAGCCCUCGCGUCCAUCUUCACCCUCGCCGGCGCUGGCGUAGGCUUGUACAUGACCGGUCGUCACAUCCCAUCUACCGUUCACCAGUGGCUUGGUCUCGCUGUUACUUUCCUGCUGGUAGUCCAGGUGAUUCUAGGGUGGAGACACCACGUGGAUUUCCUGAGGAUCCGCAGGAGGACGUGGAUCUCCCAUGGACAUAUCUGGCUUGGGCGGUGGGCGGUCGUGGCCGGGUGGGUUAAUGUUGUUUUGGGUUUGUUGUUGAGCGGGCACAGUAGGGUUGAUGUGUGGGGGGUCGGGAUUUUCAUGGGUAUGGAGGCGGUUGUGGUGGCUUGGUGGGUUUGGAGGGCGGCACAGAGGAAGGCGAUAGCAGGUGAGAAUGGCGGGCAGAAUGGAAAGGGGACGACGAUGGAGGAUGGGGAGGUUGAGAGUCAUGCGCUGAUGGCGAGGAAUGGAGGUGCGGGAGCGGACGGGGAGUAUUUUAGGUUGAGCAUGAGUGAGGAUGAUUUGAGUAGCAGUGAGGAUGAGGAGGAGGGCAAGAGGGGGGAUGGAGUUAGGGGUGGGCGGUAA
Molecule: messenger RNA, 1997 nt
Organism: Neurospora hispaniola
Lineage: Eukaryota; Fungi; Ascomycota; Sordariomycetes; Sordariales; Sordariaceae
Exons: 1
Coding region: 345-1997 (550 amino acids)
Source: RefSeq, a predicted model, not a curated record